GUGCCUCCCUCUCUCCCCUCCUGCUCCCGGCGCAGCCACAUCUGGCAGCGCUGGGGGUGCGUUGUGGGGCUGGGGGGGCUGCCUCGCCGCCCACACCUGCAGCCUCCAGCACCGCUGCCGUGUCCCCAACCCACCACGGCCCCGUUCCCAACACGGCAACCCCCGAGGCCCCGAGCCGCUGCCGGGCCGCAGGGCGGGCGGGUGCCGGUCGCCAGGGCGACGCGUGAGGCGUGAGCCCGCUGCCGGCACCGCCAUGGGCCCCAAGCGGCCCAAGGCCGCCGCUGCCGCCGCCACCGCCAACUCGGGGCCGGCUGCGAAGAGCUGGGAGGCAGCGCUGGUGGCCGCCGCCCUGGAGGAGGAUAACUGGAAGCCUAGCAUCGCUUUUGUGGUUGGGACCAAAAUUGAGGAUGAAAUCCACACGACGGCCUUGUCUCUUGCUGUGCAGGUGCCACAACGGAAGCUCUUCAGCGUGGUGACACGUGAAGAUAUAUUCAGACAGAUCGCAGAAUCUGGAAAUCAGAAGGGAAAAAAGGUUAAGGAUGUGCCUAUGUUCUAUGAGGUAGUAGAAGCAGCCAAAGCCAUUCUUGACAGCGGAGAAGAGAUUCCUGUAACACUAACUGGAAAGCUAUUGAAAUUUCAACUGCUUUGUCUUAAACAGAAAGACCUUCAGAGAAGGGAAGCUGAAAAGAAGGUAGUACAGUAUGCCAUAGAGAGGAUGCUUAAUUAACUUUAUGAAGCCACUUCUAUUCAAGAGCUAUUUGCAUAAAUUCAGCUUUCUACUUAUGCUUCAUUCCCUGCAUCCGUAAUUGAAGAUAAAUGUAAAUAGAAAUUUAUAUUUUAAGUUAAUUAGAUUUUUGGGAAGAAGCUCCCAAUUACUCAAAUGCAGGUGAGACAGGGAAAAAAAAUAGAAAA
This is a messenger RNA of Anas platyrhynchos (mallard), 912 nucleotides long. The record is from RefSeq and is a predicted model, not a curated record. NCBI's taxonomy places the organism in Eukaryota, Metazoa, Chordata, Aves, Anseriformes, Anatidae.